Molecule: messenger RNA, 2916 nt
Organism: Stegastes partitus (bicolor damselfish)
Lineage: Eukaryota; Metazoa; Chordata; Actinopteri; Pomacentridae
Gene: exosc10
Product: exosome component 10
Exons: 25
Coding region: 44-2722 (892 amino acids)
Biological process (GO): exonucleolytic trimming to generate mature 3'-end of 5.8S rRNA from tricistronic rRNA transcript (SSU-rRNA, 5.8S rRNA, LSU-rRNA); nuclear polyadenylation-dependent CUT catabolic process; nuclear polyadenylation-dependent antisense transcript catabolic process
Cellular component (GO): nucleolus; nuclear exosome (RNase complex)
Molecular function (GO): nucleotide binding; 3'-5'-RNA exonuclease activity; single-stranded RNA binding
Source: RefSeq, a predicted model, not a curated record
GUUUCCCGUCGCACACAUGUACACAGCAGCACCGAGAUAGAGCAUGAAGUCUACCAAGAGCCGCGAUUCCUCAGGCAGUGGCCAUCAAGACAGUAAUGCAGAAACUAACGACGAGGAAAAUGACGAGCUGUGUCCCGGUUUUAAAGACGUGGACGCCUUCGUUAAAUAUGGACUGGGUGCAGUAUUAUCAGCCACCAAAGCAUCUGCUAGCUUACCUCAGGCCGGAGAUGAAUAUGAUUUCUACCGGAGCUUCCCAGGAUUCCAGGAGUUUUGUGAAAGUCAAGGAGAUAAGCUCUUGCACUGCAUGAGUCAGAUAAUGCAACACCACGGCUGCAGAUCUCACGUGAGAGACCAGAACAAGCUGACGGGGCUGGAGGAGAGGUUCGACUUGGUGGUGGACUCCAAUGAUGUCAUCCUGGAAAGAGCGGGGAUUCUGCUUGAUGAAGCUGAUGGGGUGAACAGGAGCCAGCAACCUGUCAUGCCUGCAGGGUUUCAGCCUCCAAAAAUUGUCGUUUCCAGCUGGAAUCGCAAGGGUCCGGGCUCUGGCAGUCGUGCUGAGACAUUCCGACUGCUCCACGCCAAGAAUGUUGCAAGACCUCAGCUGAAAUUCAAGGAAAAAAUUGAUAACAGCAACACACCAUUUAUUCCGAAGAUCUUCAUCAAGCCCAAUGCGAGAAAGCCACUUCCUUCUUAUUUCACCAACAAACAAAUACGUAAAGAGAGGCCUGAAGACCUCGAUGUCCCAGCUGCCCUGGCAGACUUCAUUCACCAGCAAAGAACUCAGGAACAUGUUGAAGACAUGUUUGCACACCCGUACCAAUAUGAACUGGACCAUCUUACAGUAGAGGAAAAACUUCUAUCCAAGCCAGAGCCUCAGAUGUACAAACCAGUGGCUGAGACCAAGUUCUCCUUCAUUGAUUCACUGGAGGAUCUGGUUGCUCUGAAUGAGAAGCUGUGCCGUUUGUCUGAAUUCGCAGUCGAUCUUGAGCACCACUCCUACAGGAGCUUCCUCGGCCUCACCUGUCUGAUGCAGAUUUCCACCCGAGAAGAGGACUUCAUCAUCGACACCUUGGAGCUCCGCAGCGAGAUGUACAUCCUGAAUGAGGCGUUCACUGACCCGUCUAUUGUGAAGGUGUUUCACGGUGCUGAUUCUGACAUUGAGUGGCUCCAGAGGGACCUGGGCUUGUAUGUUGUCAACCUUUUUGACACGCAUCAGGCAAGCAGAGCUCUCAACCUGGCCAGACAUUCCCUCGACCACUUGCUCAAACACUUCUGCAGCGUGGACUCGGACAAACGGUACCAGCUGGCUGACUGGAGGAUUCGCCCCUUGCCAGAGGAGAUGGUCCAGUAUGCCCGGGCUGACACCCACUACCUCCUUUACAUCUACGACUGUGUGAGGGUGCAGCUAUUGGACUUCAACCACGGGCAGCCUGGUCUGCUGCAGUGUGUCUGGAACAAGAGCAAAGACAUUUCCCUAAAGAAAUAUGUGAAGCCUAUAUACACAGAGGAGUCAUAUUUGGAGCUGCAGAGGAAGCAGAAAAAGUCUUUAAACACCCAGCAGCUCACUGCCUUCAGACUGCUGUUCGCCUGGAGGGACAAGCUGGCCAGGCAGGAGGAUGAAAGCACCGGGUUCGUCAUGCCCACCCAUAUGAUGAACAAAAUAUCUGAAGAGCUGCCCAAAGAGCCUCAGGGCAUCAUCGCCUGCUGUAACCCCGUGCCCCCACUGGUGAGGCAGCAGGUCAAUGAGCUUCAUUUGUUGGUGCAACAAGCCAGAGAAAUGCCCCUCCUGAAGGCGGAAAUAGCAGCUCAAAAGACGAAAGGACUCACACCCAUAAAAAAGCCAGAGGUCACGUUGUUUGGUCCUCAUGACACAUCCAGGGUUUCUGAAAGCGAUCUCCCACACAUUUCUCAUGAUGAUUUGCCGGUUAAACAAGGGCUGCUCUUCUCAGAGGAUGAGCACAGAAUGGACGUCGACAAACAGAAAACAAGCGGCCUCGUGGCAUCCGCUAAAAUCUCAAUAUUUCAGGAGGAGGAAACACAAGAUGACGAAAUGUCACUCUCUGUGGCUCAAGUAAAAGCCAGACAGAUCAUAGAGUCCUUUGAAAACCCUUUCAGAAUGUAUUUACCCUCGAAGGAUGUGCAUGUCAACAAGAACGCCAAGUUUGAUCCAUCUUCAAAAAUAUUUGAGAUUAGUAAAAGGUGGAAACUGCAGAGCAUGGAACAGCAGCAGAAGGAGAUAGAGGCCAAGAAGAAAGCCAAGGAGGAAGCAAAGGAACAGGCGAGAAAAGCCACAGAGGAAAGAAACAAGGCGAAGCAGAGCUAUCAGGAGUCUCUCCAGAACGUUGCCACCGUUCGCCAGCAAGCUGCGGAAUCUGCAAAAGGCGGUGGAAAGAAGAGAGAGAGGGCUGCCAGCGAGGUUGGAGAGUUGACUCCCAAACCAAGUAAGAAGCUGAUGAAAUCCGCUGAGAAACCCCAGAAGACAGAAGCGUCUCCGCAAGACAGCUUCAAGCCCUUCGACUACAGUCAGUCAGACCUCAAAGUCUUCGCAGGCUCCAAAUCAAAGGAUAACACACAGUUUGACCCAAAUCGUCAAGGCGAGGGUUUUAAGAAAAAGAAAGGUCCAAAGGGGCAAAAAAACAACUUCGGAGCUGGAAACCGCAGUAUGUCCUUCCUGCCUGGAAAAUCGGAUAGAGGAUUCCGGCAUAACUGGCCCAAAAGAUAGACUCUCUUCCAUGCCAUUUUAUGUCAUUAAAACUUUUUCAUCCUACAAUUUCCUUUUUUUUCCCUUUGCAAGUAAAAGUCAGUAUUUCAGAAUUUAAUGAACUUCAAAGUGUAUUUUUUCCAUCUGUGGAACAGUUUAUUCUGUAAAUAUGUGGAAGCACAUACCUCUUUAUUAAAGAUGAUUUUAGAGGAAAA